UAAUAUCAAGAACAGGAAAAUUUCGAAGUGUGGAGGGCUGAUGGCCGCAGUAGAUUCGUGAUGCGAACUCCAUUCAACUCCAAUCCAACCCUUCCUCACCCAUCACUCUUUCCUCUCUCUGUCAGCGAGGCAAAUCAAGCCGCCCAUUGGCGUCGAUUUCGUCGGAAGCUGCCCAUCUCUCCGGCGAUCGCCUCCCUCUGCUCUUCGCCUUUUCCCUCCACGUUUCUUCCUUGCCUCACUCCGUCGAUGCUGCAGCGGGCAGCUUCUCGGCGAUCUCGCCCCCUGCGGUUAAAUGAUGGAAAAGAUUUCUUCUUUGUGUUUGCUCUCACCUUCCUUUCUGCUUCAGAUGCGAGACGGGGGAACUAAGGGUCCAUUCUUAGAGGACUCUCCGGAGCUUCCCUCAUGGCCGUUGUAAACCUUGUUCUUUGACUUCUCUCUCUCUCUCUCUCUCUCUCUCUCUCUCUCUCUCUCUCUAUCUCUCUUCUGAUCUUGGGUUUAGUUCUUGGUUCUACGUCUUCUUAAUCUUUUCAAUUGCUAUAUCAUCUGUUAGUCUACUCUUGGAUCGUAUGAUCUUUCUUGUCUUCAAAUCCUCCUGAAGAAUGCUCAGCCACCACUGUCAUGGCAAGUUCUAUGAACAUCUUCUUCAGUGGCCUUACAAGGGGGAAAAAGACACAUGAAGUAAACGACUAUAUGUUCUCAGCUACUGACUCUUUCUUCACCAAGCUGCAGUUUCUUUGAUUGCCGCACCGACAAUAAAGGUAGCCACCAGCAGCAGCAAUCAGCAUGACAGGAAGAAUCCAAAGCAACUCAGAUCACCUCAGUUAGAGUCUCUCUCUCUCUAACUCUUAUUAAAGGCACAGGAGGAAGCCUGUCCACCUCCCACCGCUGGUUUCCUUCUCUAGCUGGUGAUCUUUUCCUGUGCUGUUUUGUUGAAGAGAUGAAGAAAAUUGUGGUGAAGGUGGACGUACAGGACGACAAGGAGAAGCAGAAGGCCAUGAAUGCCGUCUCGGCGCUGCAAGGGAUCGACUCCAUCGCGAUGGACAUGAAGGAGAGGAAGAUGACGGUGAUCGGCGCCGUCGAUCCCAUCAACGUCGUAGAGAAACUGAGGAAAUGCUGGCCCACCGCGAUCGUCUCGGUCGGGCCCAAGGAAGAGCCGAAGAAGGAGGAGCCGAAGAAGGAAGAGGCCAAGAAGGACGAGGGGGACAAGAAGAAAGAGUGUGACAAGAUGAUCAAGGAGCUCGUCGACGCCUACAAGGCGUACAACCCUUGCAUGACCACCCGAUACUGCGUGCAGAGCGUCGAGGAGAACCCCAACGCCUGCGUCAUCCUGUGAAGUCAUGUUAUUGUUGGAUGAAAUGAUGAUGGAGGAGUCGAAGCCUUUCUUGAUUGUAUGGUUCGAGGAAUUCACAGUCCAAAGAUAAAAGCUUCAUGGUUUCGCUUUCA
Musa acuminata AAA Group (dessert banana) is the source of this 1443-nucleotide messenger RNA. RefSeq names its product heavy metal-associated isoprenylated plant protein 39-like. The transcript has 5 exons. The record is from RefSeq and is a predicted model, not a curated record. Lineage: Eukaryota; Viridiplantae; Streptophyta; Magnoliopsida; Zingiberales; Musaceae. Gene Ontology annotation, molecular function: metal ion binding. Bases 938 to 1333 code for a protein of 131 amino acids.